GCAGUCAGCAAGUCCUUCGCUCCCCCAAUAGCAUUGUGUAGUGUUUGUUUAGUGUAGUAUACAUUUGGGCGCGGCAGCAGCGAAAAGCCAAGUCUUCGGAACCCGGAAAAAGCGACCAACAAAAUAUUUAAAAUAUAUUGCGUCCGUUUAUUUCAUACCAUCGAAGCAGACCACCAAGCAUCCUGGAAAAGAAAAGAAUCCUUGAAAAUCAAAAGCAAUACAUUUAAGCCAAGCGUGUCUGUGUGUGUGUGUGUGUUUGUGUGAGCGAUCCUUUAGAGCUAAAGCUGCAUUGUGAUUUCAUUUUACCUGCAAAACUGCAAAAACACAAACAUUCUGUUUUACUAUACAAACCAAAAAAAAAACAAAACGAAGAUUAGAAUUAUAAUACCCUCUGCAAGGGUAUAAAAAAUCGAACCACACGACUUUGUGACCAAGAAACGCCAAAUUUUUCGAAAACGUUUUUGAAACUUUACAAGCAACUCUACAAACCCAAAACCAAUCUUAAACUACCGAAAAUGGGUCUCUGCGCCUCCAAGGACAAAAAGGAGAAGGUGAUCGAGGGCGAGGUGGCCAACGGCGAGCCCAACGGCACCGCCACGGCUGCUGCCGCUGGAGAAGAUGGCAAACAAGACACCAUGGUUGAUGCCGCUGUUCUCGCUAAACUGGAGGAGGGUUAUGCCAAGCUGGCUGCCUCCGACUCCAAGUCGCUGUUGAAGAAGUACCUGACCAAGGAGGUCUUCGACAACCUGAAGAACAAGGUGACCCCCACCUUCAAGUCGACCCUGCUGGAUGUGAUCCAGUCUGGCCUGGAGAACCACGAUUCCGGUGUGGGCAUCUACGCUCCUGAUGCCGAGGCCUACACAGUGUUCGCCGACCUGUUCGACCCCAUCAUCGAGGACUACCAUGGUGGCUUCAAGAAGACCGACAAGCACCCGGCCUCCAACUUCGGAGAUGUGUCCACCUUCGGCAACGUUGACCCCACCAACGAGUACGUGAUCUCCACUCGCGUGCGUUGCGGCCGCUCCAUGCAGGGAUACCCAUUCAACCCCUGCUUGACCGAGGCCCAGUACAAGGAGAUGGAGGGCAAGGUUAGCUCCACCCUCUCCGGACUGGAGGGCGAGCUGAAGGGCAAGUUCUACCCUCUGACCGGCAUGGAGAAGGCCGUCCAGCAGCAGCUGAUCGACGACCACUUCCUGUUCAAGGAGGGCGAUCGCUUCCUGCAGACCGCCAACGCUUGCCGCUACUGGCCCAGCGGUCGUGGCAUCUACCACAACGAUGCCAAGACCUUCCUGGUCUGGUGCAACGAGGAGGAUCACCUCCGCAUCAUCUCCAUGCAGCAGGGCGGUGACUUGGGCCAGAUCUACAAGCGUCUGGUGACCGCCGUCAACGAGAUCGAGAAGCGUGUGCCCUUCAGCCACGACGACCGUCUCGGCUUCCUGACCUUCUGCCCCACCAACUUGGGCACCACCAUCCGCGCCUCCGUGCACAUCAAGGUCCCCAAGCUGGCCUCCAACAAGGCCAAGCUGGAGGAGGUCGCCGCCAAGUACAACCUGCAGGUGCGCGGCACCCGCGGCGAGCACACCGAGGCUGAGGGCGGUGUCUACGACAUCUCCAACAAGCGUCGCAUGGGUCUCACCGAAUUCGAUGCCGUCAAGGAGAUGUACGAUGGCAUCACCGAGCUGAUCAAGCUCGAGAAGAGCCUGUAAAUUGUUUGCACACCGCCGAGCAUCGUCCCCCCGGCGAGCUAUGAUCUUGCACCUGGAACCACCACCUCUCCAACAGUAGUCAGCAGCCGGGGAACACGCAACAAUCAACAAACAAAAACAAAACACUAAUAACAUCUACGAUCAGCAGCAGGAGAACAGCAGCACCCACACUUUAAAAUCGUUGGCUCUAGUUUGCGGCGAUGGUGCGGAUGGGAAGCGACUGUCCCCGCCCGGCGACUUUCGGCAUUUUCGUAUACUUUGAGAGUUGCGGGAACCGGCAGUGGUCUCGUUCGCCACCUAUUGCACCCACCACCAAGCAGCAGCAGCUAUACAAUGGAUAACUAUUUGACAAAAAAAACAUUUGCUUAAUUACAACAACCAAACAAUGUAAAACAUUUUGACAUCUGGGUCAAGAAAAACAAAAAAAGAACUUUAAAUACUUUUAUUUU
Molecule: messenger RNA, 2155 nt
Organism: Drosophila bipectinata
Lineage: Eukaryota; Metazoa; Arthropoda; Insecta; Diptera; Drosophilidae
Product: arginine kinase 1
Biological process (GO): phosphocreatine biosynthetic process
Molecular function (GO): creatine kinase activity
Source: RefSeq, a predicted model, not a curated record